UGCCCGCUACUGCCCUUGACAGAGAUUGGCCCAACUUGUGUUUUCUUGUUUACGUCGUUUAUCCAAGUAUGUACUAAUAUAUUUUGCCAUUUUGCUGAGCUACUAGGUUGUGAUCCCAUUAGAAGCAUACUGUAUGAACUGCCCAGCAAGGAUUGGAAAAUUGUGCAUUAUGUGUUUCUAGUUAAUACUACUACUUUAUUGUUUAGAAUUUGGAGUUGUUGGUAAUACAACUAGGGAAGUUAGUGGAAUUACACAGAUUGAUUGCUAAUCUAGAGCUUCUGAAGUGUACUGUUGGUCUUGUCAAGGUUAUGCACUUUGUGAUUUAUUUUAGGGAGGUGCAUUUGUCGUUACUUUUAAUAGCAUGCUGAUCCUUUUUCUCAACUGAUAUAAGCCAUUGAUAGACAAAGUAACGCAAGAGGAUAUAGAUAUAUAUGCCAUGUACAUGGUAUGUUAUGUCGCCACGAUUAAAGGAUCUCAUCAUAGUAUGCUGGUCCUAUCUCAGGUAUGGUGUUCGUUGCCUCUGAGAGGACGUGUGCAAAACUUCUUGAGACAUGCUAGCUUCCUGGAAAACCUUUCACUUAAUAUUCUAAAAUGCUAAAAGAACUUUAGUGUGAUCUCAAAUGUUGGGUACCAGUUAUCUGAAUUGUUUCUGUCAACAGUAAGUAGCAACCAUCACCUUAUGUGCACCCUGUCAUAUGCAGUAUAAAGAUAACUUAAGAACUGAUGUACACGUAGACACGAUUUAGUGUAUGGAUAUAUCCAAAUUUAGAUAUCCUUUUUGGGACGGAGGGAAUACUUAAGAACUGAUGUACAAGUCAUGUAUGAAGUGCCAGCAUGACUUCAUAUGUCAUAUAUUACUGGGUACAACACAUUUGUUACAGAUUUACAUUUGAAUUAUAAUUUUUUGGAUGUCAUUCUUGUCUUCCAAAUGCAACAAAUGGACCGUGUAUUAGUUACACUGUCUUGAAUGUGGCUUUCAGACAUAAUUUUAUUAUCCUUUGCCUGUUGCUCUAAGGAGAUGUUUCAUCGCCCAUUGCGCGUUGAGGCCUCACAGGCUCUUAUAGGAGGAUGUUGUCAUGUGAAUGUUCUGUAUGUAAAGGGAGAGCGAUGCCGCUGCAAGGAUGAAUAGUGAAACCAUGAUGUAGGAUAUUUAUAUAAACGCGUGCAACAUCUAGGGAAGGUAGCAACUGCUAUAUGUAACUCAUCUCAUACUCCUGUUUUAUGACCAAGUGCUAUGGCAGUUCAGUUUGCAUGGAAUGUUCUCUCUUUUUAGUUCUAUUUUCCGAUCAAUAGGAUUCUUUUUUUGUUAUUUCAUUCCACGUCAGAUUCUCUUAUCAAGAUGUGAUGCUCAUUGAAGGGCGGUGAAGAUCAUUCAUUGGACCAAUCACUGAAUGAAUCUAUUUUAGCUCCUUUUGGCAAAGCAUUGUGCCACGUGGUCCAGUGAUUUGAGAGAGUCUUGGUCUGUAACUGUUAGAAUGAGCUAUUGAAAUCGUUUUCUUUCGCCAGCUUUCUUUUGGCUGUGCACAAAGUAGGCAUAUCUUAGACCUAUUCGAAUUCUCUGUCGUUCUCGAUGGUUUUAUCACCACAUUAUGCUUGAACAUUGAGAUGCACUAACACUAGUCCUGUUGUAUCCUCCUCUUAUGUCCGACGUGUCGCUCUAGAAAAUCUCCUGUAUUAGAACAAUUCAUAUAUCCAUACUUGACACAUGUUCGUUUCCUGUAAGAAUGAGCCGUCAUCUGAAACAUUAUAUCUGAUGAAAUAAUAUUCUUUUUUGUUCAUUGUCUUGAUUUUGCGAAGUCUAGCAUUCCAGACUUAGGCAUGUAUACAUGAACUCAUCUAAAUGUUACUCACCAUGAAAAGAGAGUUAUGUUUUGUUUUGCCCUCAAUGAAUGGGCAUUGUUUCUUUCUUCUCAAAAUUUCAGUUUGAUGACAUCAAGGCUUGAGAGAGCUGUUAGGAAUUUAGGACCUAUCGGAAGUUGUCACAUGAAGACCUGUAUCAGAUUACGUGACCUUUUAACCUUCUUGUGAAGAUUAAUUAAAUAUUUUCUUUAGGUUAUUAGAUGUCAAAUUUGUAUAGAUUAUGUUGUGCCAAGUAAAAAUAAUGUAUCUUUUUGGAUUGAAUAAUUAAUUUAUCUUCAUAUUUUAAAAAGGAAAGGUUACAGUUUCUGCACACCAAGGGCACACAAAAUGCAUUUUGAGGAGCAUCACAGUCUAUAGCUGUUCAGGUCAUUUUCAAAAAUGUCUUUUGCACACGUUGGCAACAAAAUCAUUUGCAUAUGUGAGAUGAUAAGCUUUGCCGUCAGAAUUUUAAAAUAUCUUCGCUUCCACUUAUGUUGGUGGAGGAAUAGUGACAACCUUCGGUGCUAUAUAAACAACCUCAUAUUCAGCUCUGUACAACAGAAGUGAUCAAGCAGUUGCAUAUGCAUUUUGUGCUUGUCUCCCACCUUUAAGGCCUCUGCCUUCUCUCUUUUCCCAUCAUUCAAUACUCAUAAAUGGAGUAUGCUAAUUUGCGACGCCAAGCAGCAUCCUUGAAAAGAAGCCUCUUUGAUCAGGGGUAUUUGGAUGAGCAAUUUUGUCAGGUCGAGGACUUGCAGGAUGAAGCUAGCCCUAAUUUUGCAGAAGAAGUGGUUUCCUUGUUCUUUAAGGACUCGGCAAGACUAGUGUCAAAUAUUGAGCAAGCUAUGGAGAAGUACCCGGGAGAUUUCAAUAGAUGGGAUGCACACAUGCAGCAACUAAAAGGAAGUUGUUUUAGCAUUGGCGCUUCUAAGAUGAACAAUGAGUGCACAUUAUUCAGGAACAGCUGUGGAGAAGAAAAUGCUGAAGGCUGCAGGAGAUCUUUCCAGAAAGUGAAGAGGGAGCAUGCUAUCCUUAGGCAGAAGCUGGAGUCGUACUUCCAGCUUCUGCGACAAGCCGGUCCUGCCAGGACUGCAACCAGGUCUGGAGGCAAGUAAGCAGCUGGCCCCCUUGGCGCUCACACAAGCAGGCAUGCCAGUAUUGGGAUGCGGUGAAUAAAAGACUCAUGACAGGAGGCAUGCUUGGUGAUGCUGUGGGUGCAAGUUAAUGCCUACAAGAUACUAUCAUAUAAUCUUCAUUUAAAGAAAAGAUAUCAUAUAAUCAAGGGCGGCCUAUUGGUGUCCUGUGGUGAUAAUAAAUAGUCUGAUAUUGUGUUGUGUCAUGUCUGCGCUUAUAUGCGAUUUAUAAAAUGGAGCGAGCUUGCAUUUUGUUUUA
Lolium rigidum is the source of this 3228-nucleotide messenger RNA. RefSeq names its product pseudo histidine-containing phosphotransfer protein 5-like. Gene Ontology annotation, biological process: phosphorelay signal transduction system; cytokinin-activated signaling pathway; phosphorylation. NCBI's taxonomy places the organism in Eukaryota, Viridiplantae, Streptophyta, Magnoliopsida, Poales, Poaceae. Gene Ontology annotation, cellular component: cytoplasm; nucleus. The transcript has 6 exons. The record is from RefSeq and is a predicted model, not a curated record. Gene Ontology annotation, molecular function: protein histidine kinase binding; histidine phosphotransfer kinase activity. The coding region runs from base 2493 to 2951 and encodes 152 amino acids.